AUGACUUCAUCCUCAUCUACACCCCCUCCAAAACCCUACCUUACCCUCUCCGCCCAAAAGAAAGCUACACAACAAUCCCUCAUACCCCAAGAAUGGCGACUUUCCACCGAAAAAUGCCAAAAAAUCUCCAGCGUGAUGGAAGUCCCUCUUAGCUGCGGACUCUUGAACGAGACUGAAUAUCGCAUCACUUCUGACUACGACGCCACUGCACUUCUUGGAUUGUUGAAGGAUGGAGUCUUCACGGUGGAGCAAGUAGCCAUUGCGUUUUGCAAAAGAGCUGCUAUUGCUCAUCAAUUGACAAACUGUCUGACCGAAAUAUUCUUCUCCGCAGCAAUCGAAAGAGCCAAGAUCCUCGAUCUCCAAUACGCCUCUUCAAAAUCAACCGGCAAACCUCUUCCUCCGCUAUUCGGCCUACCAAUCUCCCUUAAAGAUAGUUUUGACGUCGCCGGAUACGAUACCUCAACUGGAUUAGGUUGUUAUGUGAAUUCUCCCGCUUCGGAAAAUAGCGCACUAGUUGCUAUGCUCCUCGAUUUGGGUGCAGUUCUAUACUGCAAAACCAAUCUUCCCCAAUCGAUCAUGACAGGGGAUAGUCACAACAAUAUCUUCGGACGGACAUUGAAUCCGCGGAAUAAAUCGCUAACAGCGGGUGGAAGUACUGGGGGUGAAGGUGCACUCCUUGCUCUUCGGGGUAGUAUUUUGGGAGUUGGAACGGAUAUCGGUGGAAGUAUUCGUGUUCCAUCGGUAUGUAAUGGUAUCUAUGGAUUUAGACCUAGUGUAGGAUUGAUUCCUCAUGGUGGUGUAAGAGAUCUUACUCCGCCUGGAACAGAUGGUGUUAAGUCGACUGUUGGACCAAUGGCGACUUCUCUCCGGGAUUGCGAAUUACUUCUUAAAUCAAUACUCCAAGCAGAUACUUGGAAGUAUGACAGUACUGCAAUUUCGAUUCCAUGGCUAGAUAUCAAGCCUGCACAUAAACUCCGAGUUGGUGUUGCACAAAAUGAUGGAGUAUUUACCCCAUCACCCCCUGUUCGACGCGUUUUAAAACAGGUGAUUGAUUCGCUCAGUGAAGAUAACGACGUUGAAAUAAUUGGUAUCGAUCUACCCGACGUCACUUCGAUCUAUCAAGACUUCAUCAGCUAUAUGACACUAUCAGGAAGCGAUCACUAUCUAGAACAGUUCGAGCGAACAGGAGAGCCAGCCAUCCCAUCACUAGCGAAAACUGGCCUUUUAUCAGUGCCAGGAACGACUCUACAAGGCUUCUUCAAAUUGAAUGACCGACGAGUACAGACUGCAAGAACAUAUCUUGAACUAAUUCGCGAUGACGACUUAGACGUAAUUCUAAUGCCUCCUGCAGCGCAUACUGCGGUUCCAUUGGACUGCUGGUCGCAAGUAGCAUAUACGUGCUUGUGGAAUUAUCUUGAUUACCCAGCUAUUGUGAUUCCGGUAGAUCAAGUGCAAGAUACAGACUUGUCUGAUGAUUUGAGUAACGCCAAGUUCGGUCCAGAUGAUGAACAGAUCUAUAAAUUGUACACCGGUCCCGAACAGUACAAGGACGCACCCGUUUGUGUGCAACUUGUAGGGUAUAGACAUAAGGAUGAAGCUUUGCUGAAGGCAGCAGCCAUGUUGGACUCGAUUAUAAACAAGGUGUAG
Molecule: messenger RNA, 1647 nt
Organism: Botrytis fragariae
Lineage: Eukaryota; Fungi; Ascomycota; Leotiomycetes; Helotiales; Sclerotiniaceae
Product: putative general amidase-b protein
Exons: 4
Coding region: 1-1647 (548 amino acids)
Source: RefSeq, a predicted model, not a curated record